AUGCCUCCGAAAACAGGAGAUGGGGUUGCCGGUGGUAAGCAGCGGAACCAAAACCUCGACAAAAAAAUGAACCAAAUUCAUCAAACAGCUGAUAAAAAUGGUCAUUCACAAGUUGGAAGACCAUCAUUAGUUGGAAAAUCCAUCAAAUCAAAAUUCACCAUUGCCCCUCUCAUUAUAGAGGGCGUCAAGAUCAGCAAGCUCCAACUUAAUGAUCUAUUAAAACAGCAUUUAAAUGAUGUUAAUAUUCAUGAUAUACAACUUAGUAGAUCUGGAUCAUUUACAUUAUAUGCUAGUGAUGCUAGCUCAUUUAACCGUCUGUUAAAUGAAUUUACAUUAAUAUUAGCAGCAAACGGUCAAUAA
Messenger RNA from Rotaria socialis, 360 nucleotides. NCBI's taxonomy places the organism in Eukaryota, Metazoa, Rotifera, Eurotatoria, Philodinida, Philodinidae. The record is from the annotation of a GenBank genome assembly.